This is a messenger RNA of Schistocerca gregaria, 2506 nucleotides long. RefSeq names its product galactose mutarotase-like. The transcript is spliced from 7 exons. Gene Ontology annotation, molecular function: aldose 1-epimerase activity; carbohydrate binding. Bases 870 to 2165 code for a protein of 431 amino acids. The record is from RefSeq and is a predicted model, not a curated record. Gene Ontology annotation, biological process: beta-D-galactose catabolic process via UDP-galactose, Leloir pathway; glucose metabolic process. Lineage: Eukaryota; Metazoa; Arthropoda; Insecta; Orthoptera; Acrididae.
UAGUACAUGGCCUGCCAGUAUGGAACAGUCUUCGAGCAGUGCUACGAGAAGCAAAGCCGACCUUCAAGUAUGUCGAGUUCCUGCUGGGGCACUACGCACAACACAUGGUGUCUUCAUCAGUAAAUUCUCGUCCUGGAAACAUUCACGCAGUAAACUUAUUUUACGCUUAACGAAACUUGUAUAACAUUGUCUCGCGAUUUAAUGCGUUUUGUGCAACAUAAUUCUCACAGUUAAUGUUACUUAGAAGAGAAGGUACGUAAUGUUGCGUUCGUACACGGGGAGUCUUUCAAAGACGCCACUCGGAAAUCGUGAGCUGGUAACAGCUCUUCGCGUCCCUUGUGCCUAUAUUUCAUGAAUACGAUAUGUGACUUUAAAUAAAAUCUUUCUAUCGUAUUUUUUGGCUAAAUUAUGUCGAAAUGAACUUCAUUACCUGAUUCAAUUUUACUACAAGCCAGACGCAUAGCUAUGACGUAACCGUUAUAUCUUGUUAUUUGCUCAUAUGUUUGCCAAGAAAUUUCAAGCUACCGAGGAUCUUGUUGUUUGUACAGUGCAACUUUAUGAAUAGGCGCCACCCACACAACUGUCUGCACGCUCUGUCGCACACCUGUUGUUACGUAUGGGUAUAAAAGCUGCAUAGCCUCUACUGGCGACCUUACAGUGUCGUGUUCACCGCUGUCGGUUGGUUGGGAGCGUUCCAUGCUAAGAUUGGACUUACAAAACUUAUUUUCUCAGUAGCUAUUUUCUCACGUCAACAUUGAAUUCCACACAGAGCAGCCAGGGAAGUUUUGUUUUUUUAAGAAUUUAGUUCAGUUCGUUUGAGGCAGAGGUCAGGAUUAGUCACGUUGGCAAGAGCGUGUAACAACAAAAGAAUGACGGCUGUCGGACGUAAACAAAAUCAAAAGCGUGGCUGCUUUGGACAUGCCACUAUCGUUCCGUACUUAUCGGUGUUCAUUUUUUUGUGUUGUGUAGAUAGUGCUUUAGGCCGCUUUGCAGUAAGCCAUCAACACAAUUCGCGCUACCACGUAAGGAACGCCGUAGGGGACUGUAUUUAUGCAAAUAUGACGGAAACUGCAGACGACGGCGUACAAUUAGUGGAAGACGAUUUUGGAACGUAUGAGGAUACAGCGACAGAUACGUCAGAAAGAGUGAGAAGAUUUACCUUAACUAACAGUAAUGGCAUGUCUGUUCAAAUAAUCACAUAUGGUGCUACUAUUACAUCUCUUAAAGUUCCCGACAAGACUGGAAAUGUCGAGGAUGUAGUGUUAGGUUUUGACAAUUUAGACGGCUAUAGACAAUCGCAGAAUCCUUAUUUUGGUGCCACAGUCGGUCGUGUUGCCAAUAGAAUUGCAAACGGUACAUUUCAGAUUGGGAACCAGACGUAUGUGCUGAAUAAAAAUGAAAAUGGAAAGAACAGCUUGCAUGGCGGUCUCGUUGGAUUCGACAAAGUCCUUUGGGAAUCUCAUGUACAUGGCAAGAAGGUGACAAUGAGUUAUUUAAGCAAAGACGGGGAAGAAGGCUACCCUGGAGAACUGCUGGCACAAGUGACUUACCAUCUGACCCAAGACAAUGUAUUAGUAAUUGAGGUUAAAGCUACAUCAACAAAGCCGACACCCGUUAACAUCAUCAACCAUUCUUACUUCAAUCUUGCCGGACAUUCUGCCGGUGUAAGUGGGAUAAAUGAGCACAUUGUUUCCAUUAAUGCAAACAAGUACACUCCAGUUGAUUCUGACCUGAUUCCAACAGGUGAGAUUGUGAACGUUGGUGGCACUCUUCUGGACUUGAGAAUACCACGUCGUCUGGGAGAUGUUCUUCCUCAAGUUUCUGGCGGGUAUGACAACAAUCUGUGUGUCAACCAGGCCAGUGUAUGUGGGAUGACAUUUGUUGCAAGGGUUGUGCAUCCAGAUUCUGGCCGUGUUUUGGAAGUCCAUUCUGAUCAGCCUGGAGUGCAGUUUUACACGGCAGGUGGGCUUCCAGAAGAAGGAACAACUGAUCCAAAUACAGUAGUAAUUGGAAAAGGUGGUGCACAGUACAACAAGUAUGGUGCACUCUGCCUUGAGACACAGAAUUAUCCAGAUGCUGUGAACCAUAAAAACUUCCCAAAUAGCAUACUGAAUCCUGGACGCAGAUACUCACACACAAUGGUGUACCAGUUCAGCACUGCAUAAGACUGUAAAGAAACUUAAACAAAAGAAUGAAAGUAUAGCAGCAAGAGUAGUUUUAAGGCAACAAAUGAGCUGCAUCUGCAGUAGUUCUCAGACCACUGUAAUGUGUUAAAAAGUAUAGGACAUAGGUGAAUUGGGUUUGGAAUCACAUUUUAAAAAUGUAAGACAUUGCAAAAGACAAAUUUUACAUGUUUAUACUGUGUUUAUAUUCACUUUGUGUCCUGUUUAUAUGAACUGAUUCUUAUAAGACUGUCCUGACAUUUCGACCUCUGUAUUUUCUCAGGUUUGUGGUAAUCCGUUUUACGUGUACAUGCGCAAUCAUUAUAAAAUAUUGUGAAAUAUUA